Rotaria sp. Silwood1 is the source of this 627-nucleotide messenger RNA. The record is from the annotation of a GenBank genome assembly. Lineage: Eukaryota; Metazoa; Rotifera; Eurotatoria; Philodinida; Philodinidae.
AUGAAGGAUUUCUUCGGCAGUGGUAAUGGUUUAUCGUUAAAAUCAUGUCCUGAUAGUAUAUAUUGUCUUCUUCAAUUUUCUGAUGAAGGACCAACUCAUAAUUCAAAAUUUUCACAUCCAUGUCGUUUUUCUGAAUUGUGCCGAGAUCCAGAACCUCAUCUAACACAUAUACCUCAUCAAGUGCCUCGAUGCAGUUCUGAUAGAAAUUGUAAAGAUUUAUGCAAUCCAAUACAUCGAGCUCAAUAUCGUCAUACAGGUUGGUCAGAUUUUCUUAUACCUUGUCGUGAUCAAGAAAAAUGUCGCAACUCAUCAGAUCAACAUCGAAUGAAAUAUUCACACGGUGAACGUGUUAUGGAAACAAUAAAGAAAAUUGAAUUACAAACAUUAUCGUCAUCAACAGAUUCUGAACAAUCAUUACAACAACAACAGCAGGAUAAUAAUCUUAAUGAACGAAUACCUUGCAAAUGGGGAUCGAAAUGUCGAGACAUUUCAAAUUCUAUACAUUGUAAUCAAUAUUCUCAUCCAGAUAUUGCUCAACAACAGAAUGAUUCUCGUAUUCGUUGUAAGUGGGGCAUACAAUGUCAUGAUCAAACUAGCACUCAUCGAAUAAAAUAUGUUCAUCCUUAA